UGGCGCACGAAAAGGCGUUACCGAAAAACAUCAUGAUCCAUCACUACUAUUUAUCUUUUAUAUUUAUAUAUUUAAGUCUAACAUCGCUUUGCUGUCAACAAUUAUUAAAACCUAAGGAUGAGGAACAGAAAAUUCCGGACAGCCUUGUACCUUUAGUGCGGCAUUUAACGACCAAAUCAAUGAACAAUGCCUGGAUCAAAUUGCAGGAGGAAUUUGAGAGCUACAUCCAAAAUUUAACCACUAGGAGGGAUGAGCUUUUGAAUAAAACCGAGGAGUUAUCGCAGCUCUACGAAAACCAUCUUGCAGGAACAGGUCAUGUACCCCGAUGUCCGGUCACGGGUCAACAGACUUUUUUCCUGUAUGAAAACUUUUGCUACCUGUUCGAGUCUAUGCCUGUCUCUUGGAACAGGGCAAAGUUAAACUGUAUCCAGAUAGGAGCAUACCUUGCUAGACCCGAUACGUCAAGCAAAGACACAUUUCUGGAAACGCACCCUCAGAGAAAAGACACGGCUUACUGGGUAGGCGCAACAGAUAUGGACGUAGAAGGCACCUGGAGAUGGACAGACAAUGACGAGGAUGUUAAUUUCUCAAACUGGGGUGCCAAUCAGCCAAACAAUUGGGGGAGUGGCCAGGACUGUCUGUCUAUCGGAUAUGAAACAGGAGGAGAUCGAGUAUGGAAUGAUGAUGACUGUAAUAUGUAUAAGCCGUAUAUUUGCGAAAAAGCAGUUGUAGUUUUCCGGAUAAUGGAGUAACAUUCAAACAUUGGAUAUUCGUACAUUGGAUGUUCUGGACAUUUCCCAAACUGGACAUUCGUACACCGAAUAUUUCUACACUGGACGUAUAUACAUUGGACAUAUGUACGUUAGACAACGAUAUCGCAUAUUGUGGUUCUUUAAAGAAACGUGUUUAGAAAUAGAAACAGACAGACAGACAGGUUCGUUGGUUAAGCAACAUGCUACCUAUUCGUUGACACUGUUGUUAGCUUCUGUUUGCUAAAAGAGGCGCGUCUUAGUGGCCUAACAUACAGCUAACUGAUUGUGUAUUAUAAAACGGUACGUGAUAAAUGGGUCUUCUACAAUCUCAGUUUUGAAGGAUCUACUUGAUAUGGUUCGACUCUUUCUGUGCUUUUCAUUCUUACUCUAUAGGUAUCUCCUCGACACCCGUCCUCAUAUGACCCUGGAUAUGUGAGGACAUUUAACCCAUAAAAAUAAAGCCUUUUGCUUAACCAAGUAGUGAAUUAGACAUUAUAGAAGACAAACAAAAAUAGUUUUUGUCAAACGCAGGAAGUACACCACAUCAAGUAUUUCUUUUGAUUUUUUUUCGGAAAAACCGGUAAAAACACGAUUUUCAAAACUUUUUAUACAUUUUUAUACAUUAAGAAUAUAUUAAACAAAGAAUACCGACAUAAUAGCGAAAUCAUAAUUCCAAUACGAGGGCAAAAUAUUGACAAAAAAAUUCUUACAAGGUUUGUGUUUUUUUUAUUCGGACUGUUGUGUAUGAUUGGACGUACGGCAGGACACAAAGAGUUCGAAUCAGUUUGUAAUUACGUCUUACAUUAUCUCUUCAAAUAUUUUUAAAUCACAAUAUCAACAGGUUUGCAAAUUAAUAGGAUAAUUAAGUCCACAUGUACUGGUAUUCCAAUGAAUACAAUGUAUGUAAUUGGCGAUCCCGUUUUGUUAAUUAAGCAAGUCUAAUGAUGGAGACUACAGCGCUACAUGGUGCCACUCAAAGAAACUUUAUUUAAA
This is a messenger RNA of Pecten maximus, 1745 nucleotides long. Its product is annotated as lectin BRA-3-like. Bases 33 to 752 code for a protein of 239 amino acids. The transcript has 5 exons. NCBI's taxonomy places the organism in Eukaryota, Metazoa, Mollusca, Bivalvia, Pectinida, Pectinidae. The record is from RefSeq and is a predicted model, not a curated record.